UUAUAAUGAUGUAAUCAAUGAAACUAUCAUUGAGAAUUUUAUUAAACAAACAAAUAUUUAUAAUGAUAACAUUGAAAAAAUUUUGAUUUAUAAUGAUGCAUACAUUGAACAAUAUGAAGACAUUCCUUUAGAUUUAGAUUCUUACAAAAUAGAAAUCACUAAUAGAAAAUCUAAAAGAAGAUCAAGAACACUUAAAAAUAAAGAUUCAGAACUAUAUGUACCACCAGAAAUGAUUUUAGAUACGCUUGUUACUUGGAAUCCAAAGAAAAAGAAAUAUGUACCAAUCUUAAAUAAAAAUG
This is a messenger RNA of Cetraspora pellucida, 299 nucleotides long. The record is from the annotation of a GenBank genome assembly. Lineage: Eukaryota; Fungi; Glomeromycota; Glomeromycetes; Diversisporales; Gigasporaceae.